AUGAAGGACCAAUUUCCGAAUAAAAAGAGCUUUUUUGAGGCCCUUGACCGACUGGAUGAUCCGGAUGAGAGCUGGGGGAGUCUCAUAACUUCCGCCGACAAAGAAGUUGACAGACCUAAUCCAAAUAAAGCCGCUCUUUCCUCGGAGUGUAUUCCACUUUCUCGAGCAAAUUCAGAGCCUAUAUCCUCGUGUGACAUUCAGAGGAAGAAAAGCAGUCCGGUUGCUGUCCCCAGACCUACUCCUGCGAACCGCCCUCGAACGACUGGAACUCUGCCUACCAUCAAGAACGGAGGACCUCCUCAAAAGAAAAGAAAGACCAACAAUGCUAAGAUAAUCCCAGAUGACCAGCAGAUCUUCAAGGGAUUGAUCUUCUUCUUCUUCCCAAACAACGAUGUAUCUCCCUUCCGACGGUUGCGCAUUCAACGAGCACAAGAUUAUGGUGCACGAUGGAGUCGAAAUUGGGCCACUGAUGUCACUCAUGUGAUCAUGGACAAAGACCUGCUAUCAAGCGAUCUCCUUAACUACCUCAAACUCGAAUCUCUACCAACGAAUGUUGCUCUUGUCAAUGAAUCCUACCCCUCAGAAUGUAUCCAGUUUCGUUCGGUUCUUGAUACCUCACACCUCCGAUUUCGUGUGAAUGGAACCCCGACGACCGAGAAGGAGAAGUCUGCAGUGACAGAACCACCACCCCCCGAUUCCCUUCCAUUGAAACAAUCGCGGCGGGAGAAAAAUCAGUCCCCGAAAUCUUAUUUGUCUCCAAUUGAGGAAUUGACGCCAAAUCCAUUACCAAAGGACUUCAUGGAAACCGUGCCCGAAAGUGUUUCUCACGCCGUGAUCUCCGAACCGGUCCAUGAAACUGAAACGGAAGAGGCGUGUGAAAGAUCAAACUGGGAGCGAGAUGCGCUCGAUGAUAUAAUUGACGAAGCAAAGGCUAUAACUCAUCUGCCUCUGGAUCCACUUGAAUCUCCCAUUGACGAAUCUGCUGCUGAUGCCUCCGAUAUCGAAACUUCGAGCUCAGGGGAGGAGUCAAGCUGGAAGACACCAAAAAUACCCACUCGAAAAGGCAAAGGCAAGGACAAAUCUGACUGGAUCAAAAAUUUUGCCUGUAUGCAAAAGUUUGAUCCGGACACGAACCUUGAUAAUCCAAACAACAGAACAGUCGAGAUACUUCAGCAAAUGCUAGAAUACUAUACCCAGACUGCAGACCAGUGGCGGAUUAUAGCCUAUCGCAAAGCUAUCACCGCUUUGCGAAAGCAACCGAACAAGAUUACUACACAGGCACAGGCUCGGGCCAUCCCUGGUAUCGGAGAGCGGUUGGCUGACAAGAUCGAAGAAAUUGUACUGACUAACCGCCUUCGUCGGCUCGAGAACACCAAUAACACCCCAGAAGACUUGAUAAUCCAGGAAUUCCUCGGCGUCUAUGGUGCCGGUAUUUCCCAGGCCUCCAAAUGGGUCGCUCAGGGCUACAGAUCUCUAAAGGAUUUGUUGGAAAGGGCUCCAUUAACCAAGCAGCAGCGCAUUGGGGUGGAACGCCACAGCGACUUCGCACAAAGAAUCCCCCGCAAGGAGGUCGAAGCCCACGGAGCGAUUGUGCGAAAGGCGGUGCAGGCUGUGGAUAGGGAUAUGCAGGUGAUAAUCGCGGGCUCUUACCGCCGCGGGGCACUCACCUGCGGGGACGUAGACUGUCUGAUCACAAAACCUGGUGCCUCACUGGAGCAAAUCCGCACCAUGAUGCUUGGUCUUGUUGUUCCCAGAUUGUUCAACAGUGGCUUUCUGCAGGCCAGCCUUGCCAUCUCGUCGCAUCAGGAUGGAUCCAAAUGGCACGGUGCAUCAGCCCUACCUGGCACCACCCUGUGGCGUCGGAUAGAUUUGCUGUUCGUUCCCGAUGCAGAGAUCGGGGCAGCAUUGAUAUACUUUACGGGCAAUGAUAUAUUCAACCGGAGUAUGAGAUUGCUGGCACGCAAGAAAGGCAUGUGCUUGAAUCAAAGGGGUCUUUUUGGGGAUGUGCUUCGGCAUCAGCAAGUGAAACUAAAUGGGGGCCGGCUGGUUGAGGGCCGGGAUGAACGUCGGAUUUUUGCUGUGUUGGGUGUACCUUGGCGGCCUCCUGAGCACCGGAUCUGUUGA
This is a messenger RNA of Penicillium vulpinum, 2124 nucleotides long. Its product is annotated as DNA-directed DNA polymerase IV. The transcript is spliced from 4 exons. Gene Ontology annotation, molecular function: DNA binding; DNA-directed DNA polymerase activity. The record is from RefSeq and is a predicted model, not a curated record. Bases 1 to 2124 code for a protein of 707 amino acids. Gene Ontology annotation, biological process: double-strand break repair via nonhomologous end joining. Lineage: Eukaryota; Fungi; Ascomycota; Eurotiomycetes; Eurotiales; Aspergillaceae. Gene Ontology annotation, cellular component: nucleus.